Messenger RNA from Galendromus occidentalis (western predatory mite), 1744 nucleotides. Its product is annotated as U3 small nucleolar RNA-associated protein 15 homolog. Gene Ontology annotation, molecular function: protein binding. Gene Ontology annotation, cellular component: nucleolus. The transcript is spliced from 5 exons. The coding region runs from base 208 to 1713 and encodes 501 amino acids. Gene Ontology annotation, biological process: rRNA processing; positive regulation of transcription by RNA polymerase I. The record is from RefSeq and is a predicted model, not a curated record. Lineage: Eukaryota; Metazoa; Arthropoda; Arachnida; Mesostigmata; Phytoseiidae.
CGGAAGCACGCCGUUCGCUAUUCGCGUGUUCCUGCGCACCGCCACUGUCUCACGGAAAAAUUUCCCGCGGAUAAACUCAGUGAAUUCGACCGGAACAUUUCGUCAAUGUUUCCCAGCUGCUGAGGACAGUGGCGAUCGCAUCCAGGAAGAAGCGAGGAGGAAAUUCCCACGAGUCUGCCUCGGAGCGAGGAGACCCGAUCGGGCAGAAUGACCGCGUUUAAACCAGUGCAGGCCGAGGCCCUCCCGAAAAAAGCCACUUUCCUUAAUCAGGAAGAACUCGAUUGGAAGAAGUACGCUCUCCCUGUGACAGUGAAAGAUUCAGCUCUCAUACAGCACGUUGACAUAGCCAGCGAAGAGCCCUUCCAGUUCGCGAUCUCAUCUUCAAAUCGUGUGCAAAUCUACAGUCCUGCGAGCCGUGAUGUCACCUGUCGUCUCAACAGAUUCGGGUUGAAUGCCUUCGGGGCCAUCUUCCGCGGGGACAACAAACUUCUCGCAGCCGGUAGCGAUGACGGAAGCAUCCGACUAUUCGACAUCAAGACCAAAGCACCUCUGAGACAUUUCGUCGGCCACACUCAAGCGACACGACGCAUCGCAUUUACCGACGGUGGGAAGCAGAUCGUGAGCUUCUCGGAUGACAGGACAGUCGGCUUAUGGGACAUUCCCCAACAAACUAGGGUCCUCUCCGUAAGCCACCACAAGGACUACGUCCGAUGUGGCCGCCCGGUGCCGGGCACAGCGAAUGUGAUCCUGACCGGCAGCUAUGACCAUACGGCGGCUCUCGUCGAUUUGAGAAAUGGUCAGCCCGGUCUUACGGUCGAUCAUGGUGCGCCGAUCGAAGCCGUCGAAAUGCUUCCCUCGGGCAGUAUAUUCUUCACGGCCGGGGCGAACCUCGUCAAAGUUUGGGACGCAGCUUCUGGAAGAAAACUCAUGCAACUUUGUCAGCAUCACAAAACGGUCACCUGUCUGAGCGUGUCGGCUUGCGGCGGUAAAUUGCUCAGUGGAUCAUUGGAUCGUCAUGUGAAAAUUUAUGAUGUGAUCAAUUAUCGUGUAGCUCACUCAGUCAGCUAUCCCUCCCCGAUUCUGUGCAUGGCGAUGUCGCCGGAUUCUUCUGUGUUCGUCGUUGGAUCGGAAACAGGAUUGGUGACGAUCCAUCGCAAGAAGGAAGCAAGAGUUGUCGAAGAGAAGUCAGAAAACAAUCUCAGACAGGCGGUCUUCAUUCCCGACGCGGACGAUAUCGUCUUGGACACGGCGCCCAACACGAAGUCGUCGAAACUUCAGAACCUACUCAGACGAUUCGAGUUCACAACAGCUCUUCAGACGUCUUUCAGCCACGCAUCGCGGAUGAGAAAGCCUGAAAUAUUCCUCGCAACAUGCGAUGAAGUGGCACGAAGACGAAUGCUGGAGAUAACUAUGGCGAAGCUCGGUGAAAAAUAUCAAAAUGCCGUUUUAGACUUCAUCUGUAAAUACAUUACAUUACCCAGAUAUGAAGGGGCGCUAUUAGACUUGACCGAGGUGAUGUCGAGAGUUCUCCAGAAACGUCGAGAAUGGGAUGAUGUCCUAUGGUUGAAACUUGAGGAGCUACAACAGCAAGUGAACAAGCUGUACUCCGCACAUAACGAUUGCAAGAAACUCGUCGCCAUGAUCGAGACUAUUAACAUGAGAAGGCAGGAGUCUAAAAGUGAUGAACCCUUGUUUUUGGAUCCCAUUAUUUGAGGACAAGGCCCGAAUAAACUCUAAGUCCCAU